GAUAUCGGGUGUUUCGCAGUGAUGGUACAGCGAUGAGCCUGCAGGCCCAGGCUCCAGCCCAACGCCCUGCGAGGUACUCCCCUCAGGAGACCAUCAAGAUCUACACGGAUUGGGCGAAUUAUUAUUUGGAACGUGGGGGGUGCAAGAGAAGAGUGGCCGAUCUCCAGGCUGACCUCUCCGACGGUGUUCUCUUGGCUGAUCUGGUGGAGGCUGUCACCAAUCAGAAGGUGAUCGACGUAAACCGGAAGCCGAAAAGCGCCCAACAAAUGUCGCAUGCAAGGGAACGCCGACCGUUCUGUGAAAGAUUAAAAUUCUAGAUUGUAGAUAAGAGC
Molecule: messenger RNA, 332 nt
Organism: Linepithema humile (Argentine ant)
Lineage: Eukaryota; Metazoa; Arthropoda; Insecta; Hymenoptera; Formicidae
Source: RefSeq, a predicted model, not a curated record